Messenger RNA from Cyprinus carpio (common carp), 3360 nucleotides. Its product is annotated as hyccin 2-like. Gene Ontology annotation, biological process: phosphatidylinositol phosphate biosynthetic process; protein localization to plasma membrane. Gene Ontology annotation, cellular component: plasma membrane. Lineage: Eukaryota; Metazoa; Chordata; Actinopteri; Cypriniformes; Cyprinidae. The record is from RefSeq and is a predicted model, not a curated record.
UUGGUCAGGUGAAUAGCUGCAAGUUGGCAGGAAGAGCUACAGAGCGGGGAUACAUGAUGAUGUCAACACGACAGUGAUCUUUUCGGUCUGGCAAACACAAGGCCCUUUUUAACCCAUCGAUUCCUUGUUAGAAAUAGUAAUGGUCCGGUGGGAUUGUACAAGUAAUGUUCUGCCUGAUCUCAGAAGUGGUCGUUGUGUCGGGUCUGUCCUUUAAGGCGCAUUGCAGCUUUGCUCAAGGACUCUAGCGAUCAUCUGCAGCAUCCGGAGGAGUCCAGAUCCUACUGGCUGUUUGACCAGAGAUCAAGAGACAUGGAGAAUCUGAGCCUCAUCUCUCCUUAUCUACACUUCUGAGCUGGGUUUGAGCCAGGAGGACCAUGCUCUGUUCAGAGCGUGGCGUGGUGGAGGAAUGGCUCUCAGAGUUUAAGACGUUACCUGACGAUCAAAUCCGCAGCUAUUCUGGCAGCCUGCGUCUGAAGAAAGCUCUGGUACCUGCUCUCUACGCUGUUAUUCAGGAGCAGCCCAGCAGUGAGCUGCUGGCUCCGGUGUGUCAUCAGUUGUUUGAGUUGUACCGGAGCUCAGAGGAGGGUUUGCGUCGGUUUACUCUGCAGUUCCUGCCUGAGCUCAUCUUGGUGUACUUGUAUCAUUCAGCCAGCAGAGAGCGCUACCGCAAUGGCUGUGUGGAAGCCCUGCUACUGGGGAUCUAUAACCUGGAGAUUGUGGACAGUAAAGGAAAUGGAAACCUGCUGUCAUUCACCAUACCGUCUCUCUCCAAGCCUUCAAUAUACCAUGAGCCGUCCAGCCUGGGCUCCAUGGCGCUAACUGAGGGAGCCCUGAACCAGCACGACCUCAUCCGGGUGGUGUACAGCGGUCUGCUAUCUCAGAGAGAGACAUUUACCUCCCAGAACAGGUUUGAGGUGCUGUCUUUUCUAAUGCUCUGCUACAACUCAGCCGUGGUCUUUAUGCCUGCGUCCUCCCACCAAUCGGUUUGCAGAAUGAGCACACGGCUGUGUGUGAGCGGUUACCCGCGGCAGCAGCAAAAGUCGUGGAAGGAGCCGUGUAACCGGGUGCGAUUGGAGCCAGAGUUUAUGGUGCAGAUGCUGACUGCUGUUUACCACGCCAUUUAUAAUGGGCAGUGGGAAUUGGGGAGGGAAGCUUUGGAUGACAUCCUCUACCGAGCACAGCUAGACCUCCAUGCACAGCCAUUACUGGUGGCAAAUGCAAUUAGUCGCUCACUUCCGUCCCGUCCUCCAGAGGGCUCGCAUAACCUUCUGGAGGUGGAAGUAACACCUGCCGGGAGAUGUGUCUCACAAGCAGCGGUCACUACCGCCUCCAUUCGCCGCCUCCGUUGGAAACAAGAGGAUUGUUUUGAUUUCUCAACCACGGCCGAAUUCUACGCCUCCAUCACCCCCAGCCGAAACACCCCACUGGAGAGACCAGACAAUCCUGUGGCACACGGGCGGAUAAAGUGCACCAUUCACCUAACCUUACAAGGGGAUGCUGACGGCAUGAGCUGUGGAGAGGACUCUUUUGACCCAGAUGAAGGGUUUUCCUCUGGGGCUUCCAGCAGCAGCCAGCCCAGCAGCGUGAAACGUGACUGGGUGAUAACGGGCAUUCGACCUUCCCGAGAUCCGGGAGCCAGGCAGAGGGAAAGCACGUCGGCCGACACCAGAGCCGCCCUCCGAAGCCUUCACCAACGGCACCAGUCCCCUCCCCCUGCUGUCAGCCUCCAUACCACAGGACCCAGUCCCAGUGCUCCCAGACGCUUUCUGGAUCCGCAUUACAUUCCUCCCUUUGCUGGUGUGCCGCCUAAAACCAGCAGCACGUCUUCUAGCAAGUCUCUUGACUGUACCGGCCUAAACGGCUCAUCGGGACCUACAGAUAGCCUAUCGCUGGGAAGCCUCAGUGCAGACAGGGCACACUAUCUGUCAGCAAGCAGCUUACAAGAGGAACGUAUAGGGCGAACGACUCGGAGCCAGGAUCUCCUCUCCCCCGGGAGUCCGUUCUCCUCUGGAAGCCCAUUGUCCAAACAGUCACGAUCACCCAGUUUUAAUAUGCAGAUUAUAUCACAGGUGUAGAACAAUUGUGUGUGCAUGAGAAUACGAAAGCUUAUUUCUGCCGUGGAAUAAUAAAAUUAAAAAAGGUAAUUGCGACCUUUUUAUCUCACAAGUCUAAGUCUCACAAUUCAGACUUUUAAAAAAACAUAUAUAUAUAUAUAUAUAUAUAUAUAUAUGUAUAUAUAUGUAUGUAUGUAUGUAUGUAUGUAUGUAUAAACUCAUUUAUAAGAGAUAAUUUAUAACCUCACAAUUCUAAGGAAAUAAUGUAAGAAUUGCAAGAUGUUAACUUUAUUCUUUUUAUUUCAUAAUGGAAACAAACCAAAAAAAAUAAAAAAUAAAAAAAUAGAAUUGCAAGAUAUAAACUCAGGAUUUUGAAAAAAAAAAAAUAAAUAAUAAUUUUUAUGAUAUAAAGAAGGUAAGUCAAAAUUGUGAGAUAAACUGCAAGAAACUGCAACUGCAAGAAAAAGGUUUCAAUUGUGAGUUGCAAUUAACUUUUUUUUUUAAAUAAAAUUGCAAUUGUAAGAAAGUCUUAAUUAUUUUAUUUUUUAUUACAUGGAAGAAAAAAAAUCGCAAGACGUAAACUCAGAAUUAUUAGUAAAAGUCAGAAAUGUGUGAUAUUUGAGAUAAAAAGAUGCAAUUACUUUUUUUUUUAAUUUGUGGCAGAAACCAACUUCCAUAUGAGUAAGUGAAAGUGAGAGAGAGAAGCAAAAGCUUAUACACUUUUAUUUGAUCACUUCAUUAUGCACUUGGGUUCGGUGUGGAGGAAAAACUUUUUUUUGCACAAUGGACACAUUCAAGUGCACAUGAUUUGGACUGUUUUAAAUGUGCCAUACAAUCAUACAAUAACAACAUGGUGUUACUUAAGAGGAACAUACAUUACUGUAACAAAGCAAUGAACUUCAAAAACUGACAAUCAUGGUCAAUGCAUCAAGAAAGGCCUGAUAGUGCAUGAUCCAAAGAGUUUUAUCCAGCCCAGCUGUACUGUAGGUCAUCCUCAAGAAAUCCUCUUCUACGUCUUCGUUUCGGUUUGUGCUGAUUGAGCCCACUUACUGUUGCCUGUGCUCUUCACCCACUUUAGAAAGUAAAUUGUGUGGACUGCCUCAAUGAAACGCUAUGUCGUGAAAAAAAAGAAAAAGAAAAAAAACAUGUAUGUUGUACUUUGGAAUAAGUUUAUAUUUUAAAUUGUGUAUAUUUGUGUAAAUGAUUAUUGUACUAUAGAAAGAGUAUAUGCUAACAGAAUCUAUAUUGCUUGUACAGAGAUAGGAAGCUAUCUGCUGAAUGGUGAAUAAAUGUGCUGUUCAUGGGA